CUUGACAAUAGUAAGAACUAUCGCAAAAGGUAAUAUCCAGUUAAAUUUUCAGUGAUACCUCUCAUUUGAAAAGUAAGGUUUGCUGAAAGCCUGGUAAGACCGGUUCGCUGCGACGCGUAUAUAAUGGCCCACGUGCGUGUAGCCAUAAGCCGUUUUUUCUGCCCGAAAGCCGGCAUUUUGAAGUUGCCCCUUAUUCCGUUGAGUUGCAGUUUUGCGACAGCCGCCGGAAAAAUGGGCCUUCCUAAGGUGUUUUUCGAAGUCACUGCCAAUGGCGAGCCACUGGGACGGAUAGUAAUUGAGCUGCGAUCGGAUGUGGCCCCGAAGACCGCCGAAAACUUCCGUGCUCUUUGCACUGGAGAGAAGGGCUUUGGCUACAGCGGCAGCACCUUCCACCGCGUCAUCCCCAACUUCAUGUGCCAAGGAGGAGACUUCACGAAUCACAACGGCACCGGUGGCAAGUCAAUCUAUGGCGAGAAGUUCGAGGAUGAAAACUUUGUCCUGAAGCACUCUGGACCGGGUAUUCUCUCCAUGGCCAAUGCUGGCCCCAACACUAAUGGCUCGCAGUUUUUCCUUACGACUGUGAGGACCCCUUGGCUCGACGGCAAGCAUGUGGUCUUCGGCUCUGUUGUUGAAGGCAUGGAAGUCGUCAAGAAGAUGGAGAACUUAGGUACCCAGAGCGGCAAGACUACCAAGAAGCUGGUUAUUCAGAGCUGUGGUCAGCUUUGCUAAGUUACCAUGUAUUAGAUCAGCAGCACUCGCUUCCAUGCUCCUUUGCAACACUCCAGCCACUUUUCCUUUAUCCCUUACAUCAAAUAGGCAUUGGUUAUUUGCCUUGCCCCAAAUUUCACGACUAUUGGUAUUAAUUUGAUGUGGUUGCUUGUGUGUUGUACACACUGUGUUGUCAAUAAAAUUCAUUUCCACCACACA
Rhipicephalus sanguineus (brown dog tick) is the source of this 927-nucleotide messenger RNA. Its product is annotated as peptidyl-prolyl cis-trans isomerase. The transcript has 5 exons. Gene Ontology annotation, molecular function: peptidyl-prolyl cis-trans isomerase activity. NCBI's taxonomy places the organism in Eukaryota, Metazoa, Arthropoda, Arachnida, Ixodida, Ixodidae. Gene Ontology annotation, biological process: protein peptidyl-prolyl isomerization; protein folding. Gene Ontology annotation, cellular component: intracellular membrane-bounded organelle. The record is from RefSeq and is a predicted model, not a curated record. Bases 124 to 729 code for a protein of 201 amino acids.